CUCUUUCCCCCCUCCCGUCCUCUCUCUUAGCAUGAGUGCAUGGUUGAUCGGUUGAGAGAGGGAAGCAAGGGAAGGGAGGGCUGGGAAUGGAACGGAGGGAAGCGCGACAGGAACGACGAGCGGAAGGGCGACGGAACUACGAGGGGAAGGGCGAGGGGAGAUCUCGUCGAGUAUGCGUUUCAACCUCUUUUUUUUUACGCGUUAGCCAAAAACUACUCUGCCUAUUUGCCGAUGCGAGCUAGUAUAGAAACCGAAAAAAUAGACUUAGAACCUGAUCCUGAAGGGGGGAGGUGGACGAUGGGUUCGAGGUGGAUUUGUCGCAGAGAAGGGGGUUGUGUGGGUUAUUCUGGGACGAGGUUGAUGAGCUUGUCACUAUCACCGCUACAGUCUGGGAUGCCUAAGACUAAGACGCAGACUCUAUUCAUAGUCGGGGGCGACUAAUGUACUUGAGAGGGUUUGGAGGAUAAUUCUAUUUUCAGUAGACUUUUUCCGUUUUUCAAUGUCUCAAGUCACGAGUCGGUUCGCAUUUCCACACUGCAGUCGAAGAGUUGGAAAGUCGAUAUGAGAUUGAAUUGUAAGUUCUGGACGAUGGGCACAUCAUUGAGUGUGAUGUGUGUGAGGUUGUUCCGGGCGGGGAGAACCACGAUCCCUUGGAUUUUCACCUUGAGCUGACAGUCAAGUACCAAGUAGUGGGAGUCGGUAUAGUGUUGGAGAUGUAGCGAGUUGAGUCAACCAUGUGUUGGCUCCAAUCCGUGUCAUGCGAUCAGCGUUAGGCAUAUGGGUGGGUAAGAAGGGGCGUUGAUCCUUGUGUAGGAAGUGACCGGGAGGGUUUUCUUCACCCCAAUCUUAUGCUACGCUGUAAUUCGGAAGUCUUGGUGGGCAUUCAAGUAGGGGGACGGGUAGGCACUAGUCCAAUUCUAGUUCGUCGCUUAGGUAAUAUUCAUUAAGACCUCGGGGGUUAUUGUUUCCUUCAGCAAGUAACUUGUUGAUCUCUUCACGUUGAGGAGGCGAAGGGGGAGGAGGUCGGUGACUAUUGACUCGUCACGUAAGUGUGAGGUUGUGGAUGGCCACAAAGGCUUGGCAGACUAUGGCGGUGUUGGCAGGCCUCGUGGGGCGAGUGUCUGGUAGUCUUGCCAUGCACUGGGUGGGUCGCACGUCCGCUUUGGACGCGCGAGCGGCUUGGUGUUGGCCUUGUCAGCAUAGUUCCAUGGGCCUUAUCUGGUAAUUUCCCCAACCAUUGUUAGCAGAAUGGUUGGUGAGAGGUCGGUAGCUACUCCUGGGUCGAUUGUGGCAACGUUCCAUGGAACGUUUGAGGACCUUACAACUUUUGCAAAAGAAGCGGUAACUAUGAUGGUCGCAGCGAGGUUCCUUCUGACCAGUUUAGAACGCGAUAUUGUCUUUGCGCGGGGCUUUCUCCUUGUAAAGAUCCAAAUCCCUGCUGCGCUGCCAGCAGGUUUGCGCACAUAGCUGCUUCGGAAACUGCUCCCUGAUGGCGUAGGAGUGCUUUGCAGGGGCGCCAACCAGGCGUAAGCCCGGCAAGGACGAUCAUUCCAAAGAUGUCCUCUGCGAUGGUUCUUCUAAAUAUGAUUGUAGAUACUUCGACAACGGUUAAUGUAGGUGAUGACAUUCUCUCCUGGGGCCAUACACACUUUGAGUAGCUGUCCGAGAAGUCAGCUCGACGAUACAGAGUCCUUUGGCUGACAUAGACCAGUAAAGUACAGCCAGGAGCCACGUGCCGGAGCAGCGUGCAAACGAGCGAUUUACCAAUUGCUCUGUUGGGGAGAUGUUACG
Closterium sp. NIES-67 is the source of this 1791-nucleotide messenger RNA. NCBI's taxonomy places the organism in Eukaryota, Viridiplantae, Streptophyta, Zygnematophyceae, Desmidiales, Closteriaceae. The record is from the annotation of a GenBank genome assembly.